GUGUUAUAUGAUUGGCCCAUUAUCCUAGUUAUGCUCGCUUACUAUAAAUUUUGAAAAGGUAGAAUUUGGACCAGCUUCUUGAAUCUGAAAUUCUCAAUUGGUUUAGGGUUUGCUGUUCUCUUUUUUGCUUCGGAGUGCCACCCGCCAGCGCCCAGUGGCCGACCCUCCCUCUGCGGCUCUGCAUCAGUCCCCACUUGCCGCGACUCCAACUCCAAGCCUCCAACGUGCCGCAGGCCGGCAACCUUACAGCCUUCGUCGCCUCCUCGUCGGAUAGCAAGCCCUCGGCUAGUCCCCACUUCCUGCGACUCCGAGUCUCCAACCUGCCGCAACCUUGCAAGUGAUUUCUAAAUAUGUCUCGGAGAUAUGAUAGCCGUACAACAAUCUUCUCACCAGAAGGCCGUCUAUAUCAAGUUGAGUAUGCAAUGGAAGCCAUUGGAAAUGCUGGCACAGCCAUUGGGAUACUAUCAAAAGAUGGGGUUGUGUUGGUUGGCGAAAAAAAAGUCACUUCAAAACUUCUCCAAACGUCAACUUCCACCGAGAAAAUGUACAAGAUUGACGAUCAUGUUGCCUGUGCUGUGGCAGGAAUAAUGUCAGAUGCGAAUAUUCUGAUCAAUACAGCUAGGGUCCAAGCUCAACGCUACACUUUUGCAUACCAAGAGCCAAUGCCUGUUGAGCAGCUCGUUCAAUCUCUCUGUGAUACAAAGCAAGGAUACACCCAAUUCGGUGGGCUGCGUCCAUUUGGUGUCUCAUUUCUGUUUGCAGGUUGGGAUAAAAAUUUUGGUUUCCAGCUGUACAUGAGUGAUCCCAGUGGAAACUAUGGUGGAUGGAAAGCUGCAGCAAUUGGUGCGAACAAUCAGGCAGCACAGUCAAUGCUUAAACAGGAUUACAAGGAUGAUAUAACAAGGGAAGAUGCUGUUCAGCUUGCACUGAAAGUGCUCAGCAAAACCAUGGACAGCACAAGUCUUACUGCAGAUAAGCUCGAACUUGCUGAGGUUUUCCUUUCACCUUCUGGGAAUGUGAAGUAUCAGGUCUGCUCGCCUGAGUCUUUGAGUGCAAAGCUGGUGAAGUGUGGAGUGACCCAACCAGCUACAGAGGCAUCCUAAGUUCUGUACUUCUAUGGCUUUUUAUUUCUGAGACAAGUUUGAACUAUAUUGAUGAUCUUGUAUUGCUUCAUCUGGAUAGAACUGCAAAAUCGAUGUUGAUGAUCCAUUUCUAACUAUGAUACUACUGUUGCAUGUUAAUUACAUAAUUAUGAAAUUGCAACAAAUGUUUGACAA
Malania oleifera is the source of this 1277-nucleotide messenger RNA. Its product is annotated as proteasome subunit alpha type-4. The transcript has 2 exons. Lineage: Eukaryota; Viridiplantae; Streptophyta; Magnoliopsida; Santalales; Ximeniaceae. Gene Ontology annotation, cellular component: proteasome core complex, alpha-subunit complex; proteasome core complex; cytosol. Bases 351 to 1103 code for a protein of 250 amino acids. Gene Ontology annotation, biological process: ubiquitin-dependent protein catabolic process. The record is from RefSeq and is a predicted model, not a curated record.